Molecule: messenger RNA, 4632 nt
Organism: Hylaeus volcanicus
Lineage: Eukaryota; Metazoa; Arthropoda; Insecta; Hymenoptera; Colletidae
Product: eukaryotic translation initiation factor 3 subunit L-like
Exons: 11
Coding region: 2594-4213 (539 amino acids)
Biological process (GO): translational initiation
Cellular component (GO): eukaryotic translation initiation factor 3 complex; cytoplasm
Molecular function (GO): translation initiation factor activity
Source: RefSeq, a predicted model, not a curated record
GUAGAUUUAGAUUUAACUUUUAACAAAAAAAGUUAAAAAAAAGUAGUUAAUUUUAAAAUUCUCUCUUAUUUGAAAAAAAAAAUGUUACCGUACCUGUUUGUGCAUCUGUAGUAACAUGCUAAUAGCUAUUGUACACCAUCAAAUUGUUUACGAGACUCAAGAGAAGCAGCAUGCUAUCCUAAUACAGCAAACUUGUUAUAGGACGGGUUCGUGCAGUUAAUGGACUAGGAUUAGAAAAUAAUAACAUUUUUUUUUAUAUAAUGUAAGAAUUUUCUUAAUUUUAGGGAGAGUGUUUAAAGUUCAAAAUUUGUCAUUAUUUGGAGUUGGGACGGUGCUAAGAAAUUGUUUUGACAAAGGAUGUUUCUUCUUGGUUUGCUCGUACAAAUCCAUUUAUGUUUAUGGUUCCUAUCAAUAAUAACCAUAUUGCAUAUUGGUCGAAGUGUGGCGACCCCUAAUACAUCCAUACCUGCCGAAUUAUAUUCGUUUUUAGAUGCUAUUCUUCCAUCUGUCUCUUCGAAUAAUGAAUAUGUUAAUCAUGCUGAAAAUUCGCGGUACCCAGAUUUACACGCACAACGUUUUUCAAAUUUUUUGAACGAAUCUCUGACUUCUCUAGAACCGGCUUUCAACUAAAAGAAUUACACUAUUUUUCUUGAAACCACCCUGGUUUUUCCAAAUUUUCAGCAAUGGCAUUAAUAUAUAUCUGAUACACUUUUAUGACAUUCAUUAAAGUAUUCUUUAGUGCAUGGAUUCCAGAGUUUGUGAAAGUUCAACUUCUUCCUUUUCAUGUAGUAUGCUAAUAACAAUAAUUAUUUUUUUAAUCAUCUGAAAUCAUUAUCACCCUUAAUACGGAGUUUAUUUAUUAAAUAUGUCUUCAGUUUAGUUUUGAGUUCAUAUUUCAAACGACGUGUUUUAUUUUGAAAUGUGACUGGUUAGGAAUCACAUUUAUAUACUACGGAAAACGGUAUAAAAAAUAUGUGUUUUUUUCUAUUAUCAAUAUCAAAGUGAUUCGCGUGGAAAUAGAAAAACUAAAUGAAUGUACUUUAACGCAAAAAUUUUACUACUAUAACAAUGAUAAAUUUUUUAUUUUAAAUUUUUUUUUGUAUUCAUGAAAAAAAUUCCGAAUUGUUUUCAAAAUUAACACGAUCCGUUAUGUUAAAGGAACCGUGUCGUUGUCAUUAUAAAACAAAUUCUUAAAGUAAUCAGAGCAACGUUUUUCAUUGCAAUUUUGUAAAAGAAAGAAGCAUAAAAAAACGUUGUCAUCAUGGAGUUCACACCACAAAACGGAAAUGUUAAGUGAAGCAAGUUUUUUUAAUAAGUAAUCGAUUGAAAUUUUUUUUUUUUCUUGUAAGGUUUUAUUUUUAAUUCGACAGAAACAUUUUAUAUAUCUGUAAUUGUUAUUUUAAAGGCGAUUAUUAUAUAAGAAAAUCUUUUUUCGUAAUUAGAAAAAAAAACAAAGAGGUUUUUCUAAUAGAGCUAGGAGUUUCCUCAACCUGAAAAAUAUUUUAUGAGAAAAGGAAGCAUUAACACAAUGCAGUCAUCAGGAAAGACUAAUGAUCGAAAAAGAAAUGUUUUUAUUGUGAUAACAUAAAUUCGUGAGGAUUGAUUCUUUUGUCCAGUGAAAUGAAGCAGGUGUGCUUGUAACUUGUAUCAAAAAACUUGAGUAUCUUCACAAAUGAAAGGGAAUAGUGGGGAAAAGCAAUCAAAUCAGGCUAACUGAGGAUAUAAUUGAAGAAUAGGCAUUGAAACGGUUUUAUUUCAGGUAUAUUGAAUGAUUGCAGCUCUAUGAGCGUGUAUGUUUUUAAAAGAUAGCGUUUUUGAAUGAACUGCGAAUUGAGCUAGCUGUUAUGUAAAAUGAUAAUUUUUGUCAAGCUAUGAUCAAUGAAAAUUGAAACUAGCUAAAAAAGCUAAGCAUUCGUUAAACUUUUUUAUACCGGAAAAAAAUUUCACUUCGUUUGGUUGUCCUUUUUACAUAGUGAAAUGGUCUAACAUACAAGUUUUUAUGCGUUCUAUAAACAAUUUUAAAAACAUGAAUGUAACAAAAUAACCAGUUAAAUUGCAUUGAAUUGUGUUUACAUAAUUUACUGCAAAGCAUAUUUUAUCAACUCACAAACACAUUGAUGCAAUAACCUUUUUUUUUUCUUUUUUGUCAUUUGAUUUUUAAAAAUUGUUAUUCUUUUUAAUUCCAAAAUCUAGUCAACAAUGUAAUAUACAAUAAAUAAUUGGCUUUUUAUGUAGUAAGAAUUUUACGAAUGUGACAAUUUUAAAGUUUUGUUGUGUUUUAAAAAAACCUUGGAUUGAUAUGCGUAUUUUAUUUCCAUACACCUAUCAAUGAACACCAAAAACUCAAAAGAAUUGGAAUGAGAAGUGGAUUAUGCUGAACUGUUGAGAACUAAGAGAGAUUUAAUGAAUUUUUAUGUUCCUUACACUUUGUUCUUUAAGUUCCUCAUGAAGACGUCGCAUGCACGGGACAGUGUGGUUCAGCUGAUGAGUGGCGAGUCAAAUUUAUGAGUGUUUCUUGCGUUGAGGUCUUUGUAUUAAAAGGGAUUUUGUAGGUGGCAUUUGAGACAAGGAAGGAGAAAAACAUUAUAUCAAAAUGGAGGCGACUGGUCAACUAGAGGAAAAACCUAAAAUGGCCCCUAUACCAGCAGAAGUUGAAACGUUUCUUAUUGACCUACAUACAGCAAUGUUUGAACGAGAUGAAGAACAAAUGAAACGAUUGUAUGAUCAUGAUUUUAAUAGUUUAACAGAAAAAUAUUAUUCUAAGAUAAGUUGGUUGCCUUCUUCGCGAGUUGAAGAGUUUUAUGUACAGCGUAAUAUGUGUCAUCCUCUUCUGAUGGCGUUGUAUUGUCAACUUUAUUACCGUCAUUUACUUGCACGUUGUCCUUCGGAAGCCUCGUUGCAUGAACGAUAUUAUUCGUUUUAUCAUUUCAUGAAACUUUUUGAUUACUUUAUUGCUCAAGAAUGCUCUCCAGAAAAUGAAUUCACUUUACCCCUUCCAACUCAAUGGUUAUGGGAUAUAGUAGAUGAAUUCGUUUACCAGUUUCAAGAAUUUCAACGCUGGAUAGGUCAAUUUUCAAAAUGUAUAUCAGAAAAUGAAGUUGCUAUGCAAACUCUGCAUCAAUGUUCUAAUGCGUGGAGAGCAUCUGAUGUUUUUCAAACUUUGUAUCUAAUUAUUGAAGCUUCGGGUAUCAAUGUUUAUUUAGAAAAUGAGAAUAGUCAAAAUGAUGGAAUCGCGACGCUUCGCAAUAUGAAGGAACCAACUUUUCCUAUUCUUUUGGGCUAUUUUUCAAUUAUUUCUCUCAUGCGACUUCAUGUAGCUAUAGGAGAUUACAAAACAGCCUUCCAUGUUGCUAGGAAUAUAAGACUCUCAACGAAUGCUUUGUAUUGGAAAGUUCCAGCAUGCCACGUCACUUUAUUUUAUAAUCUGAGUUUUGCUUAUAUGAUGAUGAGGCGUUAUCAAGAUGCAUUGCGUGUUUUAUCCCAAGUUUUAGUUUUUCUUAGCAAGAGUCGUGGUUAUCUUUCAACACAAGGUUAUCAACAUGAUGUGAUGGCUCGAAUGACUGAUAAAAUGUAUCAUGUUGUUAUGCUAUGCCAUGCGUUAAGUCCUAGCCGUUUGGAAAAUUCCAUUCAAUCACGGUUACAAGAAAAAUUAGCUGAUAAGUAUUGCAAAUUGCAAUCAGAUAAUGAAGAGGCUUAUAAAGAAGUGUUUGUUAAAGCGUGUCCCAAAUUUGUGACACCCGUUAUUUGUUCGUUCAAUGAUCCCCGCGAAGUACUCGAAAUCGAUCAACAAGAACCUUUGAAUCGCCAACUAAAUGUUUUUUUAAAAGAUGUUUUUUAUCAACAUCGUGUCUUUAAUGUCCGCUCCGUUGCGAAACUUUAUAACAAUUUAUCUCUUUCCAAAUUAGCAAAUUUAAUGGAUUUGACACAAAAAAAUGCUGUCGAGAUCGUUCGUUCCGAAAUGUUGUGUGUUAAAAGUCGUGCUGAACAAGUUAUUUGGAAGAGUGGAUCCUUACUUGACGGAGAACGUGUUGAGCUUCUAAACGAUUUAGAUAUUUAUUUGGAUACGGAUACGAUCCACGUCAAAAAUCUUGCAACGCAUGAAAAUUUCGUCCACGCAUUUGUUGAGCAAAUUCAGAGAAUCAAGGAUCUGACAAAUAUGGUUAAUACAACCGGUAAAGCUGAAGUAAAGAAGAAUAUUUUAAACCCGGUGUAAAAUGUUUUAUCCUUUUUUUCUCUCAAAAAAAACGUUUUUGUUAAAAGAAAGUCAACCUACAAACCAUGAGUGACAUAAAAAGUAUUACCCUUUAAUUGUCAUACUGAACAAAUCAAGUAGAUUUUUGUUAUCACACUUAAGAUAUGAAUAAUCAUGCUAAAAGAAAAUGACUUUUUUUUUUUUUAUAUUAAGAAAACAUUGAUUUUAUUAAUUAUUUUUUGUUUAUCUAAAAAAAAUAUUCAUUUUCUUGAUACUUAAAGCAAAUAGAAAGAGAAAUGCGUUGUUCUUUAAUUCGUCAAUAAUGAAAGAAAUUUGAAUCUUCAUAUGCGUUGUUUUAAGAUUUUAUCGUAGUUUUUGUACUCUAUUGACGUGUUCCUAAAUGUUAAAAAUAAUCCACUAUUCCUAAAACAAAAAUAGUU